This is a messenger RNA of Penicillium vulpinum, 597 nucleotides long. RefSeq lists its product as uncharacterized. Lineage: Eukaryota; Fungi; Ascomycota; Eurotiomycetes; Eurotiales; Aspergillaceae. Gene Ontology annotation, cellular component: mitochondrion. The coding region runs from base 1 to 597 and encodes 198 amino acids. The record is from RefSeq and is a predicted model, not a curated record. The transcript has a single exon.
AUGGUCUCACUAUUCGGAUGGGGCUCAAGCCCAAAACCCGAGGUGAUCCAGCCAACACCUCAAGAAAAACCGACAGCGGAAGAAUCCGCACCCGCAGCACCACCAGCACAAACACAAUUAGCACAACCGCCUUCUCCCCAAACAAACACAAACCUCAAACUGUUCUUCGGAGGAAUGACCUUCUUCGCGCUCUCGGUAUUAGUCACGCGCCGUGCGUUCCAUAAGAAACGCAUCUCGUGCAUUCCGCCUUUCUACACAAGCUCGGUAUAUCACCAGCCGCACUCGAACUCGGCGGGCGAUGCGUUUGAGGCUCUGAAUCUUGCUACACUUAAUGUGGUCUCGUUUGGGUUGAUGGCCGGUGGUGCUGUUGGGUGGGCUUUGAAUAUUAAUGGGCUUGAGGAUAUGCGGAGGUUUGUGCGGAAUGGUUUGCAGGGUGGUAGCGAUACGCCUGUGAAGAGUGAUGAGGAACUUGAGCAGGAGGUGACGGAGUGGGUUGCCAAAAUCUUGGGUGAUAAGUUUGAGAAGCAGUUGGAAAAGGAGAAAAUGAAGAGGGCGUUCCGGGAGGAGAAGGUUGUUCAGGAUACGAAAGAGAACUGA